Monoraphidium neglectum is the source of this 333-nucleotide messenger RNA. RefSeq lists its product as hypothetical. Lineage: Eukaryota; Viridiplantae; Chlorophyta; Chlorophyceae; Sphaeropleales; Selenastraceae. The transcript has a single exon. The record is from RefSeq and is a predicted model, not a curated record. The annotation marks the transcript as partial.
AUGGAAGCCGAGGAUAGCGUGGAGGCCUUUCAGGAGUGGCUGGUCGCGGCACUGAGCACGGAACCCGUCGGCAGCGGGCGGAACCGGGUGCCGACAGACGGGACCAGUGCGGGCGCGCUGACGCGCCCAACCCACCCACUUGGCGUCGAGCCGGGCGCCGCGGCUGAACCGCCUGCCGCGGCUACAUCCAUGGAUGUGGGCGUCGCGAGGCGCGCUGCGGCGCCCAAGAAGGGCGCACGCACAAGCAAGGCCGGCGGCCGGUCCUCUCGUGCCAGCGGGGAAACGAGCCAGCAGAGGGCCCACCGGCUGUUUUAUGAGCGCAAGAAAGAACGG